Molecule: messenger RNA, 1074 nt
Organism: Lepus europaeus (European hare)
Lineage: Eukaryota; Metazoa; Chordata; Mammalia; Lagomorpha; Leporidae
Gene: PHB1
Product: prohibitin 1
Exons: 7
Coding region: 117-935 (272 amino acids)
Biological process (GO): mitochondrion organization
Cellular component (GO): membrane; mitochondrion
Source: RefSeq, a predicted model, not a curated record
GGUGAGAGUGGAGGGGCACGUCUGAGGUGUGUGGCUGGCCGUCUCUGCAGUCCUCAUCUGCCUUCUCGUGCGCACCUUGGUCCAGCGGGGUGUGAGUGGGUCCAGCAGAAGGAAACAUGGCUGCCAAAGUGUUUGAGUCCAUUGGCAAGUUCGGCCUGGCCUUAGCCGUCGCGGGAGGCGUGGUGAACUCUGCCUUAUAUAACGUGGACGCUGGGCACAGAGCUGUCAUCUUUGACCGGUUCCGAGGCGUGCAGGACAUGGUGGUGGGGGAAGGGACCCACUUCCUCAUACCGUGGGUGCAGAAGCCAAUUAUCUUCGACUGCCGCUCACGACCGCGGAACGUGCCGGUCAUCACCGGUAGCAAAGAUUUACAGAACGUCAACAUCACGCUGCGCAUCCUCUUCCGGCCGGUGGCCAGCCAGCUGCCGCGCAUCUUCACCAGCAUCGGGGAGGACUAUGACGAGCGCGUGCUGCCGUCCAUCACCACCGAGAUCCUCAAGUCCGUGGUGGCGCGGUUUGAUGCGGGCGAACUCAUCACGCAGAGAGAGCUGGUCUCCAGGCAGGUGAGCGACGACCUCACCGAGCGCGCAGCCACCUUCGGCCUCAUCUUGGAUGACGUGUCCUUGACGCAUCUGACCUUCGGGAAGGAGUUCACGGAGGCAGUGGAAGCCAAACAGGUGGCCCAGCAGGAAGCGGAGAGGGCCAGAUUCGUGGUGGAGAAGGCCGAGCAGCAGAAGAAGGCGGCCAUCAUCUCUGCCGAAGGCGACUCCAAGGCUGCCGAGCUGAUCGCCAACUCGCUGGCCACGGCGGGCGACGGCCUGAUCGAGCUGCGCAAGCUGGAGGCGGCGGAGGACAUCGCGUACCAGCUCUCGCGCUCCCGGAACAUCACCUACCUGCCGGCCGGGCAGUCGGUGCUCCUGCAGCUGCCCCAGUGAGGCCCGCCCCGCCUGCAGAGGCGCAGCCCCGGCCAUUCUGAACACUCAGCCUUCCUCCCGCCCCACCCCAGAAAUCACUGUGAAACUUCCCGAUUGGCGUAAAGUGGAGGGAAUAAAGGUAGAAUCAGAUUUCUGAUUA